AUGAGCCUUUGGUACGUUAAGCGCAGUCAAGUUCGGUGCAACUAUCACAGGUUAGCGUCACUUCAUCGCGGAGGGACUCUUCGAACCGACUGCAUCCUCGCCGGACUCGGAGCAAGGCCCAGACAGAACUGGAUUCAAGCCGCUUGCCAUUUUGGCGUAGCACAUUCAAGGACGUCACUGGUUUGGAAAAGUCCAAUGAGCCUUCGGAAGCGUGAAGCGUGGCUUGUCUGUCGCCUGAAUUCACCCUGUUUCAGCUGGCCCCCCAGCACCGUCAUACUCGCUAAGGUGACACUGGGCUCUUGGUGUGUAGAGUAUGCGCCAGAUCGCCUCUUCACUGAGCUCAGCUGUUCUCGCCACUUCGGCCCCGCGACAGGAUCUACCAGUCGUGAGGCGGUUUUUCAAGAUCCCCUUCCGUCCUCAGACCAACCAUCGGCUAAUGAGGCAGAUCAGCGCUCCUCUCCACCCCUCGUCCCGCACAGUCUGCCCUCACAGGCCGGUCUGUACCACGGACGACCGGAUCCUUUGUUUGCCCAGUCAGCGAAAUCGGACCGUCAGAAGUCGGCCGGCUCGUGCCCCCCUUCCACUGCACCAUCACCCCCUCGCCCCUUCGGCCGGUCUCAUCUGCUCUUGGCCUCACGGUUGUCCAGCGGGGGCUCCGCCGGACUCGAAUGUGUGGCUGCGGCAGUUGGGACGGGGUGCCACGCGAACCCUGGCAGCAUGACUGAUCUCGCCAGUCAUGACAGUACCGGCUGCCGGUACCGGUUUGUGUCAGUUGGCGAUGCCACUUGGUCUACAGGUUCGGUGUUAUCGCGUGCACUUUGA
Protopolystoma xenopodis is the source of this 822-nucleotide messenger RNA. Lineage: Eukaryota; Metazoa; Platyhelminthes; Monogenea; Polystomatidea; Polystomatidae. The record is from the annotation of a GenBank genome assembly.